Messenger RNA from Lemur catta (Ring-tailed lemur), 1520 nucleotides. It is a transcript of the gene SERPINE1, whose product is annotated as serpin family E member 1. The coding region runs from base 175 to 1383 and encodes 402 amino acids. NCBI's taxonomy places the organism in Eukaryota, Metazoa, Chordata, Mammalia, Primates, Lemuridae. The transcript is spliced from 9 exons. Gene Ontology annotation, molecular function: serine-type endopeptidase inhibitor activity. The record is from RefSeq and is a predicted model, not a curated record. Gene Ontology annotation, biological process: negative regulation of vascular wound healing; negative regulation of plasminogen activation; negative regulation of endopeptidase activity.
GCAGGAGAAGCACAGCUGUGUCUGGCUGCAGGGCCAAGAGCGCUGUCAAGAAAGAGAGCCACGCCCCCUCCACUAGCCACCCAACCGCCACAAGUCAGCAGCAGCAGCAGCAGCGGCGGCAGCAGCAGCAGCAGGACAAACCGCCAAUCACAAGGCACCUUCGAGAACUUCAGGAUGCAGAUGUCUCCAGCCCUCGCCUGCCUCACCCUGGGCCUGGCCCUCGUCUUUGGUGAAGGGUCUGCCCUGUACCAACUCGAGUCCCAGGCGGCCCACCUGGCCACAGACUUUGGGGUGAAGGUGUUUCAGAAGGUGGCACAGGACUCCAAGGAUCGCAAUGUGAUUUUCUCACCCUAUGGGGUGGCCUCGGUGCUGGCCAUGAUGCAGCUGCCAACAGGAGGAAAAACCCGGCAGCAGAUCCAAUCGGCAAUGGGAUUCGACAUUGAGGAGAAGGGGGUGGCCCCUGCCCUCCGCCAACUGCGCAAGGAGCUCCUGGGGCCCUGGAACAAGGAUGAGAUCAGUACCACCGACGCCAUCUUUGUCCAGCGGGAUCUGAAGCUCGUCAAGGGCUUCAUGUCCCACUUCUUCAGGCUGUUCCGGACCACGGUCAAGCAGGUGGACUACUCAGAGGGGGACAGAGCCAGAGUCAUCAUCAAUGACUGGGUGAAGACACACACGAAAGGUAUGAUCAGCAACUUACUUGGGGAAGGGACCGUGGACCAGCUGACGCGCCUGGCGCUGGUGAACGCCCUCUACUUCAACGGCCACUGGAAGACGCCCUUCCCCACCAAGGGCACCCACCAGCGCCUCUUCCACAAGUCCGACGGCAGCACCGUGUCUGUGCCCAUGAUGACUCAGAUGAACAAGUUCAACUACACGGAGUUCAGCACCCCUGACGGCCAUUACUACGACAUCCUGGAGUUGCCCUACCAUGGGGACACCCUCAGCAUGUUCAUUGCUGCUCCCUAUGAGAAAGAGGUGCCCCUCUCUGCCCUCAUCAACAUCCUGGAUGCCCAGCUCAUCAGCCAGUGGAAAGGCAACAUGACCAGACUGCCCCGCCUCCUGGUUCUGCCCAAGUUCUCCCUGGAGAGUGAAGUUGACCUCAGGAGGCCCUUGGAGAACUUGGGGAUGACCGACAUGUUCAGCCCGGGCCAGGCAGACUUCUCAAGUCUUUCAGUGCAAGAGCCUCUGCACGUCUCGCAGGCACUGCAGAAAGUGAAGAUUGAGGUGAACGAGAGUGGCACGGUAGCAUCCUCCUCCACAGCCAUUGUAGUCUCAGCCCGGAUGGCCCCCCUGGAGAUCAUCAUGGACAGACCCUUCCUCUUUGUGGUUCGGCACAACCCCACAGGAGCAGUCCUUUUCAUGGGCCAAGUGAUGGAACCCUGACCGUGGGCAAAGAAGCCUUCCUCUGGAACAACACUGGAAAUGUAUCAGAAAAGAAGAAAGUAGGAAGAAAAGAAUUUUAGUUUUACUGACUCUUUCUGGAGAAAUAGAAGACAUUUGCCAUUUUGGAAAAUGGUAAA